Molecule: messenger RNA, 1649 nt
Organism: Cottoperca gobio
Lineage: Eukaryota; Metazoa; Chordata; Actinopteri; Perciformes; Bovichtidae
Product: fibroblast growth factor 20-like
Exons: 3
Coding region: 1-684 (227 amino acids)
Molecular function (GO): growth factor activity
Source: RefSeq, a predicted model, not a curated record
AUGGGGGCAGCGGCGGAGGUUGGGAGCUUCGUCAACGGGUUUCUGGACAGCUUUGGCCCCGCGGGUGCAGCUCCGGCUCCCGUUGGCUCUCAUUUCGUUCUCACCCCAGCCGGGGCGGUGGACUACAACUCGGUGACCGGACUGAUGAUGGGGGGACAGGGGCAGCAGCAGGAGCACCUGGUGUCUGCGGAGAGACUGUCCCGGAGCCUGGCGGACCUCAGCCAUCUGAAGGGGAUUCUGAGGCGGCGGCAGCUCUACUGCAGGACCGGCUUCCACCUGGAGAUCCGUCCUGACGGCACCGUGCAGGGCACCAGAAAGGACCACAGCAGAUUCGGUAUUCUGGAGUUCAUCAGUCUAGCUGUGGGACUGGUUAGCAUCAGGGGGGUGGACAGUGGCCUCUACCUCGCCAUGAACAGCAAGGGAGAACUGUACGGAUCGGAGAAGCUCUCAGCAGAAUCCGUCUUUAGAGAGCAAUUUGAAGAAAACUGGUACAAUACCUACUCAUCUAACAUAUAUCGGCAUGGAGAAAAAGGUGCAUUUUACUUUGUUGCUCUGAACAAAGAUGGGACAUCCCGGGAUGGAACGAGGUCGAGGCGACAUCAGAGGUUCACUCAUUUCCUACCGAGGCCUGUCGACCCGGAUAGAGUACCAGAGCUAUACAAGGACAUACUGGGCCAGAGCUGAGACUGUAGGACCUUGUCAGAGCGGAAAAGCAACCCAAGUGCACCUAAUCCUAACCCCUUCUUGAGGGAGAUGGAAAAUGUUGUUGAUCUGUACAAAAUGGGAUCAUAAAAAGUGCACAAAAUCAACACUCCCCACCAAUGGCGUGGAGGAAGGAAACUAGCCGGGGAGUUUGACUGAACAGCACCAGGGAUCUUCUGUGGAAGAUGUGAAGGCCCCAUGACAGAUAUAGACAGCUGGGCCCCUAAUAUUGUCCCUUUACCGGCUUAUGCAGAAGCCGGGGUGGUCAAACAGAUGAUUUUUUGAAUUUUGUUUGAAUUUCCACUAGUUAAAUCCAACUACCUGCUAGUCUAAACUGCAUGUUCAAGAGGACAAAAGUGUGGGAAGUACUAGGGGAGAUUAACAACUGGCUGCUAGUAGCUUUUUACUGCUGUGGCUGGAGAGUCUUGUCCAUUAAGCUGUUUCAGUUAUUUUAUUCAAAACACUAUUGUGGCUGCUAAGUAAAUGAUUUAUUAAAAUGCUUAUGUGGCUGGUUUACACAAAAAGGUAGUUUCAUGCACUGGAAAUCAGCCAUGUCUGUUGUGGGAAUCGGGUCUUAAUCGGACUGACUGUUGAGAUCGCAUGGAUGGAUUCACUUUGAAACUGCUUCAAAGAGGGAUGCUGCUCAGAAAAUAUGACUUUUCUACAAAGUGCAUGAGAAACAAGAGAAGAAGAAUGGAUUCAAUGGAGUGUAAUAAGGACUUCUUCUGUGGUGUCUUGUGGCGGAAUACUGCGUGUUCUGUUGGAACUCUUGAGACUCAUUGUAGAAUCCAGUGAAGGAAUUCUGUAGCGCCCCCACUGACUGCAGUCCAACAACGAGCACGGGACCGACAAAGAUGCCUUUAAAAACCUGUUGACAGAUUGUAUUCUUAUUUAUGAGUUUUUGUUUCCUAGGACAUACAGUAUAUUUAUUUCAUAUAUUUAUUUAU